Molecule: messenger RNA, 2475 nt
Organism: Peniophora sp. CBMAI 1063
Lineage: Eukaryota; Fungi; Basidiomycota; Agaricomycetes; Russulales; Peniophoraceae
Source: the annotation of a GenBank genome assembly
AUGGCGAGCGCCUCCAGCCAACGUCUCCAGUUCAGCGCGAUGCGGACCAGCACUUUCUGGCUCGCGCUCUCCGCUGCCGCGCUCGUGGGCGCCAAAGUCCCGCGCGUCGGCAAGCCUGGCACGAAACAGGCGCAGCGCUCAUCGGCGAAGCGCCCGUCCGGCUCGCGCGACUCGACGUCCUUCACUGGUACUGGUUGGCAAGCCAAGGCGCCCUCGGCAUCAGCGCCCAAGUCAAACGUAUGGGCGCAGCUUACCGACGACGAGGCGGCCGACAUCGUAUCCUACUUGCACAACCAGACCGCGCUCAACCUGACAGCGUCUUCGGAUGCGGGAACGUGGGAUAAUGCCAUCACCGUUGUAGACAUCCUCCGCCCGAACAAGACGGAUGUGCUCGCGUAUCUGGACGGAGAUGGUCCGGCGCCGGAGCGUUAUGGGCGCGCGGUGAUCUACUUCGGCGCCACGGAGCAGCCUUGGAUGCAGGAGUUCCAGAUUGGACCGCUGCCUAUCUCGGACAACUCGUCGUACUUCUCUCUCGACUGGGCCAGUACGAAGGGCACCGCAGUUCAGCGCGACUUCGACGCCGACGAGGAUGUUACAUAUGAGUUCAUGGUCAACGUUUCUAUCUCGGUACAGGACAUCAUUCAGGAUCUUCUCAACGGCACGGUCACCGGAAGCGACGACGACGACUUUGACAUCUGGGGUAUUGACCCUCUUUGGCACCCGACGCCCGAUACAACGGUCCAAUGGGUAACAUACUGGGCUAUCCCGAGCGGCGACAAUGCUAUUUUCGACGGCGAGACUCUUCUCCCGCAGGGUCUCUAUUUCGAGAUGAACUCGACGGGUCGCGAUCCUUCGCAGUGGUCCGUCAUCGGUUGGCUGUGGGCGAACACCUACUACAACAGCACCGAGACGUUCCGCGCCGCUUGGGAGGCCGGCGAGUUGCCUAAGCUUGAGGCCAACCUCCAAGGCUCGUGGAUCGGCACAGACUACCAGGGCCCCGACACUCUCCUCGGAGCUAACAGCUCGAUGUGGCGCGACAAUGUGCCGCCCCCAGUCAGUGUCCCGGUCGGUGGUGACGACGGCCUUCGCUACAAGGUGGAUGUUGAGGACCAGUAUGUCGAGUGGAUGGACUUCUCGUUCUACGUCAGCUUUUCGCGCGACAGCGGUCUUCGUCUCUUUGACAUCAAGUACCGCGGCGAGCGUAUCGUUUACGAGCUUGGCCUGGAGGAGGCGAUUGCGCACUACGCUGGCAAUGACCCCACUCAGUCCGGAACUGCUUACCUUGACACUUUCUACGGUUUUGGUCCUUACGCCUUCGAGCUUCUCGCAGGAUAUGACUGUCCCACGUAUGCUACGUUCCUCAACACGAGCUUCCACGCCGACGAGGUCAGCAAGACGCACCCCAACUCCAUCUGCAUGUUCGAGCACGACAUGGGCUACCUCAUCCAACGUCACUCGAACGAUGCUUACCUCGCGACAACGCGCAACAUUGCUUUCACCGUGCGCUCGGUUAGCACAGUUGGCAACUACGACUACAACUUCGACUACGCCUUCUACCUCGACGGCACCAUCGAGGUCACCGUCCGCGCUUCCGGCUACAUCCAGUCGGCGUACUACUAUGGCAACGAGGAAUACGGUUAUAAGAUCAAAGAUGGCCUGUCUGGCUCGAUGCAUGACCACUCGCUCCUCUUCAAGGCCGACAUCGAUAUCCUCGGCACGAGCAACUCGCUCGCGAACCACACCAUCUACCCUGUCACUGAGACUUACCCCUGGUCGCACGGCGCUACGCGCAGCACGAUGAAGCUCGCUCGCUCUUACGUCGAGUCCGAAGACGAGGGCAAGAUCAACUGGGCAGCCAACGCGCAGACUAUGCUUAUGGUCGUGAACACGGAUGAGCCCAAUCCGUUCGGCGAGGACCGCGGCUACCGCAUCAUGCCCGGUAUUGGUGGCGGCAUGUAUCUCACAAUCCAGAACUCCAGCAACUUGCUGAACUCGCAGAGCUUUGCGACGCACAACCUCUACGCGACUGUUCAGCACGACUCUGAGCCGCGUGCGACCCAUGCUCUCAACGAUUACGACACGGCCAACCCCGUCGUUGACUUCUCCAAGUACUUCGAUGGCGAGUCGCUCAACCAGACCGACAUCGUCCUCUGGUUCAACCUUGGCAUGCACCAUGUUCCGCAUACGGGUGACCUUCCCAACACCGUCUUCAGUACCGCUCAGGGCUCGAUGAUAAUUACGCCGCACAAUUACCUGCUCCACGAUCCUUCGCGCGACUCGCGUCAAACUGUGCGCCUGGAUUACAACAGUUCUGGUGUCCAAUCGGUCAAGACCUUCGGUGCGGAGGCUGCCAAGGGCGGCGCGAACCUCACCGCCACUGUGCCCGACUUCUACACGUACCGCGGAGACAUCGCGGUCCGCAAGUUCCCGUACGACCCACUUCACCCCUACAACGACACAGAGUCUAUUGUUUGA